UUUUGGGUGUAGUUUGCCAUAAAACUCACAGAAGAAAAAGCAGAAGCUCUUCUAGUGGUGGUGUAGGAGGAGCUCCAUAGAAACCUUUGCAUACUAAGGGUGUGAUCUCCUUUCGGUUUCAGAUGUCAGAGUCACAGCACCAACAACAGUCACUCAAGCCAUGGACAUCAUAGAUCCCAUCUUGGGCAUAGCGGAGACGCUUUACUCUCUAUGUGGUGAAGUGAAAGCCAAUAAGAAGCGCUGUCAGCGUUUGGCCCAGCGCAUAAAAGCCUUGGAUGAGCUGGUGAGAGCAGUCAAGGUGAAGGGACUGGGGCAAAAGCCUUCCCUUGUGGAGAAUGUCCUAUGCGAGCUCAAACUCACCCUGGAAAAUGCCCAAGACGUGGUUAAGAAAUACUCCUGCGCCAGCUACCUGAAGCGCAUCCUGAAGGCCUACGACCAGGGAGAUGAUUUUGGGAGUUUAAAUGAGCGUCUGAAUGAUGCGUCUCAGGGGCUGUCGCUAGCCCUGCAGGUGGAUCAGAGUGACAAUCUACUUCAGGAGUCUCGAGAGAGGACACGACGGAGAGAGGAUAAGGCUGACAGGGAGAGUGAUCGUCUGGAGCUGCAGAAAUUGCUACUCUCUCUGGCGGAGGACACGAAGGAAAGUGUGGACACAGUGCAUGAGAAAGUGGACUCCACCGAAAAAGACGUGAAAGACAUCAAAGCCAUGUUGGAAACCUUAAUGAAGCCCAGUAUUUUUCAUGAAGACAUCAGAGAGAUCAAGCCAGAGGAGCUGAUCUACGACGUGCCCAAAGAGCCCUUCAUCAAGAAUGACAAUUCGGAGAUAUUCAAAGGAGAGUACAACAAAUUCACAGUGGCCAUCAAAAGAUACGCCUACUCAAGGGGUACAAGCCUGAGUCACAUGAGAAACAUCUUUAAAAAGGAAGUGGAGACUAUGAAACGCUUUGAGUCACCAAACAUCCUGCGAAUGUUUGGGAUCUGUGUCCAGGAAGAGAACGGACCCAAUCCAAACUUCCUCAUUGUCAUGGAGUUUUGUGAGAAGGGCAGUCUGAGAGAGGUUCUGGAUUCCCAAAGGAAGCUGCCCUGGGACAGAAAGGCUCGAUUGAGUCUAGAUGCAGCACGGGGCCUCUACAGAUUGCACCAGUCGGAGGAGAAGUUUAAAGUGCAUGGAUGCAUCAACAGCAGCAGGUUCCUGGUAGAUGCUGGGUACAGAGUGAAGCUGGGAGGUUUUGAGCUGGCCAAAACCGAGACGUCAUUGAAGAGGACAAAGGAUAGCAGUAGAAGCUCUUUUUACUACAGCUCCCCUCAGCAGCUUGAGAGUAUUAAUCAUAAGUACAACAAGGAAUGUGAGAUGUACAGUUUUGGCAUUGUCCUUUGGGAGAUUGCAACCCGCAAGAUUCCCUUCAAAGACUGCUCACAAAUGAAUCAGGUGUAUCAGAUGGUGUGUAAAGACAAAUAUACUGAACCUCUUCCGGAAGACUGCCCUAAACAGUUGGGGGAACUGAUCAACGACUGUCGCUCCUAUGACAGCUUCCAAAGGCCAACGGCAGGAGUGUUAGUGGACAAGCUCCGCAAAGUGGUUGAGCAGCUAGAGGAGGACUAACAAACAGAGGUUUCCGAAAAGAGGAAAACCAAGAGCGGUUAUCAACCCCAGAUCAAAGGAAGAACAAAUUUACUGUCUCUCAUUCUUUAUGGGAUUAAAAUUUAUUCUGGAUUGGUGUCCCAUCCAUGGGACAGUUGAGCUAACGAAGGCUAAUGCAAUUAGCAUGAGGUUGUAAGUAACAAGAACCUUUCCCAGGACACAGACAUGUCUGAUAUUGUCAGAAAGCAUACAUUCUUGUUAAUCUAACUGCACUGUCCAAUUUACAGUAGCUAUUACAGUGAAAGAAUACCAUGCUAUUGUUUGAGGCGAGUGCACAAUUUUGAACAUAAAAUUAUUAAUAAACAAAUUAGGGACAUUUGGGCAGUCUUGAUACUUACAUUUGAACAGACACGCAAUGGUUCAUUGGCUCAGUCUGAAACUUUCUACAUACACUGCUACAUACAAAAGUACAUACAAAAUCUAAAUUGCACGUGAUGGCCUUUAGCUUGCAUUUCAAAGAUGAUGGUACAAAAAAGUACAAAACUUUUUCUUUGUAUUAUCUUUUAUCAGAUCUAAUGUGUUAUUCUCCUACAUUCCUU
This is a messenger RNA of Oncorhynchus gorbuscha (pink salmon), 2178 nucleotides long. RefSeq names its product mixed lineage kinase domain-like protein. Gene Ontology annotation, biological process: protein phosphorylation; cell surface receptor signaling pathway. The transcript is spliced from 12 exons. The record is from RefSeq and is a predicted model, not a curated record. Lineage: Eukaryota; Metazoa; Chordata; Actinopteri; Salmoniformes; Salmonidae. Bases 161 to 1600 code for a protein of 479 amino acids. Gene Ontology annotation, molecular function: protein kinase activity; ATP binding.